UCAAGCUGAAAGGCUCCGCCUACUGUUGUCAAAUCAUCACAUCAAAGUGUUCAGUCUAUCCUGCAUGAACAGACAGGUAGUAAGGUUGGCCUCUCGCUGUGUGAAAGCUCAAGUGAACUUUAGGUUACGUUUUGCAAAGUGCUCACAGCUGGCCUGUGGCAUGUGGAAUAUCAGGCAGGUGGAAGAACGCAGUGACUGGAUUUACAAGUGCUCGCUUUUACCUAAUUCCAGCGUUUGUCGUCUUGGAUUUACCACCAUCAGCUUCUGCACUACGAUAAGAGAUCAUAUCCACUUUGUCUGGGUGCUUGUGUAUAUAGAGACUUCUAGUUUUAACUGACACGACAAAGAGGAACCUGUGGUGAAGUCCAAGUUUGACAAGCUGUGGUUUUGCUUGGGUGGAGGAGCCGUUCUGUGGUCGUCUGUCCGGUCCCAAGCGGCCUGAUUCCUCAAGAGGUGAUGGUGGGUGGCAGGGCCGUUACCGUGCGCCCGCACAGGCGCUUGGAGUGAAAGUGUUGCAGUGCAAACAUGGAAUUCUUCAAGAGUCUCGUUCCCACGGUCAUCUCUGGGGACGGCGGGCUGCCGGCAACGGACGCGGUGGGAGUGUGGCCACGGGAGACUGGCCCUCGCUUGCUGAGGAUGAAGAGGCUGGUUUCACAGGCCAAUGAAGAGGAGCAAGAUGGAUCCAGUCUGACUAGCCGGCCGGCUGUCCGUCUUCAACGACAUCGUGCCAAAGCCUCUGUCCCUGUCAGCAACAGCAGUGUGAGUAGGCGAGGAACAUCCCCCUCAGCCCCGGCCAGCUGGGAGAAGCGUAGCAUCCACCCCGCCACCAUGUCCAGCAUCACCAUCGACCCCGAGCUCAAGCCUGGGGAGUUUGUCAUCAAGAGCCUCUUCGCAGAGUUCGCUGUGCUCGCCGAGAAGAAGAUCGAGGUGGUCAUGGCUGAACCACUGGAGAAGCCCCUUUCCCGCUCACUGCAAAGAGGAGAAGAUGCACAAUUUGAUCAGUUAAUAAGCUCUAUGAGCUCCAUAGCAGAACACUGUUUGCCUUCACUGUUGCGGACGUUGUUUGACUGGUACAGAAGACAGAGCGGGACAGAAGACGAGUCGUACGAGUACAGACCUCGCUCCAGCACCAAGUCCAAAGGAGAUGAACAGCACCGAGAUAAAGACUUCCUACUGGAGCGAAGGGACUUAGCCAUAGACUUCAUUUUUUGUUUAGUUUCAGUGGAAGUUUUGAAACAGAUUCCCCUUCAUCCCGUGCCAGACGCCUUAGUACAAGAAGUCCUUAACCUGGCAUUCAAGCACUUUAAACACAAAGAGGGGUACUCAGGCCCCAACACUGGUAAUGUGCACAUCAUCGCUGACCUCUACGCUGAGGUCAUCGGAGUUCUCGCCCAAUCCAAGUUCCAGGCAGUGCGUAAGAAGUUCAUCACAGAGCUGAAGGAACUGAGGCUGAAGGAGCAAAGUCCUCAUGUGGUGCAGAGCAUCAUCAGCCUCAUCAUGGGCAUGAAGUUCUUCAGAGUCAAAAUGUACCCCGUUGAGGACUUUGAGGCUUCUUUCCAGUUCAUGCAGGAAUGUGCUCAGUAUUUCCUGGAGGUGAAGGACAAAGAUAUCAAACAUGCACUGGCUGGCCUGUUUGUUGAGAUCCUCAUCCCUGUAGCUGCUGCGGUGAAGAAUGAAGUGAAUGUGCCCUGCCUGAAGAACUUCGUAGAGAUGCUCUACCAGACAACCUUUGACCUCAGCUCAAGAAAGAAGCACUCACUGGCAUUGUAUCCCUUGGUCACAUGUCUGCUGUGUGUUAGUCAAAAGCAGUUCUUCCUCAAUAACUGGCACAUCUUCCUUCAGAACUGCCUUUCCCACCUGAAGAACAAAGAUCCCAAAAUGUCUCGUGUAGCACUGGAGUCUCUUUACCGGCUGCUCUGGGUUUAUAUCAUCAGGAUCAAGUGUGAGAGCAACACAACCACACAGAGUCGUCUCCUCAGUAUUGUAACAGCACUUUUCCCAAAGGGCUCUCGCAGCGUGGUGCCCAGGGACACACCCCUCAACAUCUUUGUUAAGAUCAUUCAGUUUAUUGCUCAGGAACGGCUGGACUUUGCCAUGAAAGAGAUCAUCUAUGACCUGCUGUGUGUGGGCAAGUCCCACAAGACUUUCACCAUUAAUCCAGAGAGGAUGAAUAUUGGUCUGCGGGCCUUCCUGGUAAUAGCCGACAGCUUACAACAGAAGGACGGCGAGCCGCCCAUGCCCACUACAGGCGUCAUCUUACCCUCAGGCAACACACUGCGGGUCAAAAAGAUCUUCCUCAACACCACCCUCACAGACGAGGAAGCCAAGGUCAUCGGCAUGUCUCUGUAUUACCCUCAGGUUAGGAAGGCCCUAGACAACAUCCUCAGGCAUCUGGAUAAAGAGGUGGGACGAUCCAUGAGCAUGACCAACGUUCAGAUGUCCAACAAAGAGCCAGAGGACAUGAUCACUGGGGAGCGUAAACCGAAGAUUGAUCUGUUCCGGACAUGUGUAGCUGCUAUUCCCAGACUAAUACCAGAUGGCAUGAGCAGACAAGAUCUCAUCGAGCUACUGGCCAAACUGACCAUCCAUAUGGAUGAGGAGCUGCGUGGUCUGGCGUUCACCACUCUGCAGGCUCUGAUGGUGGACUUCCCAGACUGGAGAGAGGAUGUGUUGUCUGGUUUUGUGUAUUUCAUUGUGAGGGAGGUGACUGACGUUCACCCCACACUACUGGACAACGCUGUCAAGAUGCUGCUGCAGCUCAUCAUACAGUGGAGACAGGCGGUACAGAGCAGCAACCGCAGCCAUGAUUCACAGAGCCCAUCUCUCCCUCUGGAGCGAUCUCCUCUCUGGACGGUUCUGCAUGUGGUGGAGGGUCUGGCUCUGGUCGUGCUGUGCAGCUGUCGACCAGCAACACGCAGACUCGCUGUCAAUGUCCUCAAAGAAGUCCGAUCACUGCACACGGCCCUCGGCAUCGCUACGGGAGAUGAGGAGUUGGCUAUAGAAGUGAUGGACAGAUUGAGUGCUUCAGUCCUUGAAAGCUUUAUUCACCUUACUGGGGCCGAUCAGACAAAUCUGCUGUACUGUCCCAGUGGAAUAGACCUUCAGACUCUGGCAGAGUGGAGCUCAUCUCCCAUCAGCCACCAGUUUGAUGUGGUAAGCCCCUCCCACAUCUGGGUGUUUGCCCAUGUGACUCAAGGUCAGGACCCCUGGGUCAUCAGCCUGUCUAGUUACCUGCGGCAAGAACACCUGCCCAAGCACUGCCCCACUGCGCUGAGCUACGCCUGGGUCUUUGCCUCCACACGCCUUCAGCUGCUCUCGCCACAAGUCGACAUCAACAGCCCGAUCAAUGCUAAGAAGGUGAACAGCAUGAGCAGUAGCAGUGACUCAUAUGUGGGCCUUUGGAGGAACUACCUAAUCCUCUGCUGCAGCUCUGCCACCUCUUCCACAUCUUCAUCCUCAUCGGCCUCCGGCUCUGUACGCUGCUCCCCACCUGAGACGCUGGCAUCCACCCCAGACAGCGGAUAUAGUUACGACUCAAAGAUCAUUAGCAUUCCGUCCCCUUCCUCCUUGUUCAAGCAUGUGGUUCCCAUGAUGCGCUCUGAGAGCAUGGACAUCACUGAGUCUCUCGUUCUGGGGCUUGGCCGGACCAACCCUAUUGCCUUCAGAGAGCUGUUGGAGGAAUUAAACCCCAUCAUUAAAGAGGCACUUGAGAGAAGGCCAGAGAACAUGAAGCGACGCCGGCGUCGUGACAUUCUCAGAGUCCAGCUGGUCCGGAUUUUUGAGCUACUGGCCGAUUCUGGAGUCAUCAGUCAGAUUGCAAGUGGUGGUUUGGACGGGGAGUCUCACUCUCUGAACAGCACUCUGCUGGAAUACGUGGAUCUCACCCGACAGCUUCUGGAGGCUGAGAACGACAAAGAUUCAGACACACUGAGAGACAUCCGCUCACACUUCAGUGCCCUAGUGGCCAACAUCAUACAGAAUGUACCAGUACAUCAGAGGAGGAGUAUAUUCCCUCAGCAGUCACUGAGACAUAGUUUGUUCAUGCUCUUCAGUCAUUGGGCUGGACCCUUCAGCAUCAUGUUCACACCACUGGACCGAUACAGCGACCGCAACAUGCAGAUCAACAGACACCAGUACUGUGCACUGAAGGCCAUGUCUGCGGUGCUGUGUUGUGGUCCGGUAGCUGAUAACGUUGGCCUAUCCUCUGAUGGGUAUCUAUAUAAGUGGCUGGACAAUAUUCUAGACUCUCAAGACCGCAAGGUGCAUCAGUUGGGUUGUGAGGCAGUGAUGUUGUUAUUGGAGCUGAAUCCAGACCAGAGCAAUCUGAUGUUCUGGGCGGUGGAUCGCUGCUACACUGGCUCACGCAGAGUCGCUGCAGGCUGCUUCAGAGCCAUCGCCAAUGUCUUUCACAACAGGGAUUACCAGUUUGACACUGUGGUUCUGCUGAAUCUCAUCCUGUUUAAAUCUGCAGACUCUUCCAGAGACAUCUAUGAGGUCGCCAUGCAGCUACUGCAGAUGCUGGAGCCCAAACUGUUCCGUUACGCCCAUAAACUGGAGAUCCAUCGUACUGACGGGGUCUUGACUCCAGCCUCUCCCCUCCCUCACCUGUACUCAGUGUCCUACUACCAGCUCAGUGAAGAACUGGCACGGACCUACCCUGAACUCACCCUUCCUAUCUUUUCAGAGGUGAGUCAGAGAAUCCAGACAGCGCACCCUGGUGGCCGGCAGGUGAUGCUGCAUUACCUCCUACCUUGGAUGAACAAUGUGGAGCUGGUGGACUUCAAGCCUUCAGCUCAACGUCAAGAGGAACCUUCGUCGACGGAGGAAGAGGAAGAUGCCCAUGAGAGAGAAAUGAUGAUGGUGAACAGCCGUCGCUGGCUGAGAGGAGAGGGCUGGGGUUCACCACAUGCCACUACCAUGAUCCUCAACAACCUCAUGUUCAUAACUGCAAAGUAUGGUGAUGAAUUUGCAUGGUCAGAGAUUGAGAACGUCUGGACCACUUUAGCUGACAGCUGGCCAAAAAAUCUAAAGAUCAUCCUGCACUUCCUUAUCAGCAUGUCUGGAGUCAACAGUGAACCAAGUCUCCUGCCUUAUGUCAAGCGUGUGGUGGUAUAUCUGGGCAGGGAUAAGACGAUGCAGCUGCUGGAGGAGUUAAUGUAUGAGCUGGAGCAAACAGACCCUGUAUCCUCGGCUGUCACUCAUAUGGAUAACCCACCUUACUACCGCAUUACUUCUUCUUACAAGAUCCCUUCUGUUACAUCAGGAACAACGUCCAGUAGUAACACCAUGGUACCUGGACAUGAUGGACACCAUGAGAGCAAAAUCAAAGAUUCCAACAUGGAGGACAGUUACACACAUUUGGACAUCUACACUGGUCUGAACAGUAAUCUGAACAGACAGCACCAUCGACUGGAGUCCCGUUACAGCAGCAGCUCAGGAGGAUCCUAUGAGGAGGAGAAGAGUGACUCUAUGCCUGUCUAUGCUAACUGGCGUCUAAAGGUGAUGGACCAUAACCGGCCAGAGCCCCUCCCAUUUCCUCCCACUGGUGGCUGCUGGUCACCACUGGUCGAUUACCUGCCUGAGACCACCACGCCUGGAGUCUCCCUGCACAGAUGUAACAUUGCUGUGAUCUUGCUGACCGACCUCAUUGUAGACCACGGGGUCAAAGUGGAAUGGAGCUCAUACAUUCACCUGCUACUUCAUGCCAUCUUUAUAGGUUUUGACCAUCAGCACCCUGAGGUCUAUGAGCACUGUAAGCGUUUACUGCUCCACCUGCUGGUCGUCCAGGGCACCAACAGCAGCAUCCAGUCACUAGCAUCUGUACUUCUCCGCAACCGUGAGCUGAACGAGCCCAGAGUUCUGACAGUCAAGCCCACUCUUCAGGAGUUCAACCUCACAGGUGUUAUAGAGCUGAUGCCAGACUACCAGUCGUCUCCAAUGACAGAUUCUGGCCUGAGCUCCAGCUCCACAUCCUCUAGCAUCAGUCUGGGCAGCUCAGCACUGCCUCACCUCCCCCCUACUCUCCUUAAUGAAGUGGACCUGUCUGCAGAGCAGGAUGAGAAGGUCAAAAACCUUAUUGAGUUCAUCAGCUCAAGGAAGCGUGGUCCACUGUGGAACCAUGAAGACGUCUCUCCCAAAAACCCCAACAUCAAGAGUGCCGAUCAGCUUAGUGUAUUCCUCCGUCAUGUUGUCAACGUCUUCAAACAGACACCGUCCGGUAAGACACAACAUGUGCCAAUUUCACUGCACGGUGGAUGUUCAUGUUGGCCCAGUCGGACAUGUGACAUUUCUUUCACCUGGACCAAAACUCCCCCACACUGUUCUCAGGCCCUGCUAAGUGUUGAUCUCUAAACAGUCAUAAUCAAACGUUUCAUCUGUCUCUUGCAGGGUUUUGUUAUCGAGUUGCUCUUGACACUAGAGGCUGGUAUAGACACUCUGGCUGAAACGAUGAAGAGCUACGACCUGCUCACUGCACUCUCACAGGCCUCCCAUGAUCCUCUGCAGGGCACCAAGUUUGCCAAUAACAGGAAAAGUACCGGUCAACUGAACCUUGGCAGUGGAAGUUUCUUGCAUGUCCAUUACAGCCACGCUCGCAGCAACUCCCUCCGUGCCAGUCUGAUGGGUGAACGCUUAGGAGACCGUCACCGCAACAACACCCUUGAUGUAGCCGACCGGUUGGGUGGCAGCCACGGAAAUCUAGCCCGCACGCGGAGCUUAUCAUCAUUACGAGAGGAUGGUGUCCGUGGCGAUGGAGGAGGAUCUGGUGAGGUGGUGCCACCAACUGACCCUACCAACCUGCUGGCGACGGUCUUCUGGAUUGCAACGUCGCUACUGGAGUCCGAUUAUGAGUUUGAGUACUUGCUGGCACUCAGGCUGCUGAACCGACUGCUGGCCCAGAUGCCCCUGGAGAAGGCGGACAGCAGGGAAAAGCUGGAGAGGGUGCAGGCCAAACUGAAGUGGUACAACUUCCCCGGCCUCCUGACGCUCUUCCUGAAGGGUUUUACUUCAGCUGCAACGCAGGAGCUCACGAUUCACCUCCUCAGUAAACUCAUCACUGUGUCCCGACACACACUCAUAGACCCCUCACAGCUAGCAGGUUUUCCUCUGAAUGUCCUGUGCCUGCUGCCGCACCUGGUCCAGCACUUUGACAACCCCACAGGGUUCUGUAAGGAGACUGCUGAUCGGAUCGCCAAAGUGUGCGCUGAAGAAAAGUCAGCCACACUGGCCAACCUGGCACACAUGAUGAGCCUGUACUCAACGCACAGUUACUCACGAGACAGCACCAACUGGAUCAAUGUGGUGUGUCGCUACUUGCACGACUCCUUCUCUGAACUCACCUUUAACCUGGUCACAUACCUAGCUGAGUUAUUGGAGAAGGGCUUGAACAGCAUGCAGCAGUGUUUACUACAGAUCAUCUACAGUCUACUGAGUUACAUUGACCUGUCUGCUGCUCCUGUCAAACAGUUCAACUUGGAAAUCAUGAAGAUCAUUGGCAAAUAUGUACAGAGCCCAUACUGGAAGGAGGCCCAGAACAUUCUGAAGUUGGUGGUGUCCCGCUCUGCGAGUCUGGUGGUUCCUGAUGAGGUGCAGCGCUCCUACAGCAUGGAGUCGACCAGCUCCCCGGAAAUUGCUUUCACUCGCAUAUUCAACAACUCAUCUAAAGAACUGCCAGGAAAAACAUUGGACUUCCACUUUGACAUCUCAGAGACACCUAUUAUAGGUCAUAAGUAUGGAGACCAGCGAAGUGCAGCAGGGCGUAAUGGAAAACCACAGGUAAUUGCUGUGACGAGAAGCACCUCCUCUACUUCCUCUGGCUCCAAUUCAAAUGGGCUGGUGCCAGUCAGCUGGAAGAGGCCACAGCUCUCGCAGAGAAGAACCCGGGAGAAACUGAUGAAUGUCCUAUCUUUGUGUGGCCCAGAGUCCGGCCUGCCUAAAAACCCCUCUGUGGUGUUCUCUUCAAAUGAGGAUUUGGAUGCAGGCGAUCAACAGACCAGUCUGAUCCCCACUGUAGAGGAAGUGACACAGGAGGAGGAAGUGCAAGCAGAAGAUGCAGGAAGUGAACAGCAGUUUGGUGUCUUCAAGGACUUUGACUUCCUGGAUGUUGAGUUGGAGGAUGGAGAGGGGGAGAGCAUGGACAACUUCAACUGGGGUGUGAGGCGUCGCUCACUGGACAGCAUUGACAAAGGUGACACCCCGUCUCUGCAGGACUGCCAGUAUUCCGGCAGCACACCCAGUCUCAUCCAGCCGGAGGACACUGAUGAGUCAUCUGAGGAGGAGGUACUGAGCGCUAGCCAGAUUCUCACCCGCUCCAACCUCCUUAAUAGUGAUUCAGCGACUGAUGACGCCAUAUCCAAUCAUAUGGACUCCCUCCAGCAGUCGCAAGAAUCCUCCAGUAGUGUCCUGACCGAAGAGGCCAUGCCUACCCCACCGCUGCCCCGCCCAGACAGCCCCACCCAUGAGACCGCCCACUCUGACAGCAAUAGCAGCCAGCUGCCUGAGGAUGCGAGUGUAACUGCAGCUGAUGAAUUAAGCAGCAGUGUCAGUGAGGAUACGGGGUUUGGCAGUGCCCCUCCUUUACCCUCAGACCCCCCUGAGCUCUGUGACUUACCUGACUCCCAGGACCCUACCGACGACCUGGACCCAGCGCCCCCUCCGCCACCAGCUGUGGACAGCCCGCCUGGAUCCCUCUUUGAUGACGAGCCGGUGCUGCCACCACCUGUCAUAGACUCCACCUUGGACUCCAUGUACGAGAAGGAGACGGUUCUGCCCCUGGCUCUGGACUCGGCCCCCGAUUCAGUAUGUGAGGAGGAUGUGACACUGGCUCUGAAAGAGCUAGAUGAUAGAUGUGAGGAAGAAGAGGCGGAUUUUUUCGGCAUGUCCAGUCAAGAUGAGGGUGAUGCAGACGGCUUUCCUGAACUCCAGGCCUCACCACCUCCGUCGCCCUUUCUUUCGGCUAUUUUGGCAGCAUUCCAGCCCGUAGUCUAUGACGACGAGGAGGACGCCUGGCGUUGCCAUGUCAACCAGAUGUUGUCGGACUCAGAUGGGUCUUGUGCUGUUUACACCUUCCAUGUGUUCUCACAACUCUUUCAGCACAUUCAGAGGAAAUUUGACUCAAUUACCCAUGCCUCAGUACGAUUCCUUGGUGAGGGGCUGCAACGAAUGGGAAACCAGUUCCUAAGCUCUCUAGAGGUCAUGACCUCCUGCUCUCAGUGUCCUACAGUCCUGCUGGAUGCUGAAACUCUGGUCUCCUGUGGGCUCUUGGAGACUCUGAAGUUCAGUGUGUUGGAGUUACAAGAGCAUCUGGACACUUACAACAGCAAGAGAGAAGCAGCCGAACAGUGGUUGGAUAACUGCAGAAAGACCUUUGGUGAUAAAGACAGUAACCAGCGACCCAACACUCAAGCUCAGCCAAUGGAAAUGCUAGCAGAGCUGGAGUUGUGUCGACGGCUGUAUAAGCUGCAUUUCCAGCUCCUGCUGCUCUUUCAGGCCUACUGCAAACUCAUCAGCAGAGUGGACACCAUCAAGAGAGAGGCAGAGGUGACUAACAUGUCAGAGGAGCUGGCCAUAUUAGAGGGCUGUCUGAAGGAGGCAGAGUCAGUAGGUGAUGGACAGGAGGGACUGGGCGAGAUUGAAGUGGACCAGUCAAGCACAGAGACGGCUAUCCACUCACUCAUCGAGAGCCUCAGAGCACGGGACUUCAGCACAGCCAUUGCUCAAGUUAAAGCCUUCAGGUGCCUGUGGCCUAAUGAUAUAUUUGGCAGUGAGAGGGAUGAUGCAGUACAGACGCUGCUGCACAUUUACUUCAGGCACCAGACUCUGGGUCAGAUGGGCUGUUUGGCUGUGGUGGGCCCCAGCAGGGAUCUUUCUCAGGCCAGCUCACGCCUCAUGGAGCUCAACCUUCAGAUCCGCAAAGCUCUCUGCCAGGCUCAGACGCACCCUCACACCCACCAGACGCACAUCCUGUCCCUGACCCCCACGGCCCACAUCCAGACGCAAAUCGACACGCAAAACACAGUCCUCAGCACUGGACUGUGAGAGUUUCACGAACUCCACUCUCUUCCUCCGGGGCGGCGAGUUUGGAGAUUUUCACGUAGACUUCACCUCAAAGGGCUAAAGAAUGUGUGGCUAUUAGUUACUCGAAACUAUUACGCAAGUACCAUGUUUUUCCUUCCCCCUUUCUCCAAUAGUUUAACUUCUCCAGAUGUCAGAAAAAGUACGAAGAACAGGACUGGUCAAGAACCAUUAGGAGGGACACUGGGCGAUAAUGAUGCUAAAUUUGAAGCUUUUUGGCGGAAUGACCUAUGACCUCUAGGCGGUGUCUUUUUAGAGUGAUCCACAUCCUUCUGCCCCACUAUGCACUGGUGCAGAGAUGGGAUUUGGAGCGUUAUUGUGAGAAUCAGAGUAUCACGAUGGAUCAGCGAGACUGUCGCAUCGCUGAUCGCAAAAAGCAUGCUUGAAAGAGAAGCCUGCAACAAAUAUUUUUUUGAGAAAUUUAUUUUUUAACAGUCUUAGGUUGUAAAUGUUAGGAUAUUUAACAUGUAAGCUGGGGGGCUGUACCCUCCGUAUAAAGAGGUUUAUCUGUUUAACUUUAUUGACCUGGAUCGGGGAGAACUUUCAGCUUUCACUGGGCCGUUCUUACAAAUCCCUUAAUCUAUAACCAAAUAAGUAGCUGCCUGUAGGAAACCAUAGACUCUUGUGUGCGCGCGUGCGUGUGAGGACGAGUGCGAGCGUGUGCUUGCGAGUGCGUUUGUUAUGGACUGAUAUUUGCACACCCGUUCUCUCUCAUACAUGCACGUUAACAAACCGAAAUGCACAAGUGAAGUGCAAACUGGCUGCAACUCAUGGAAAUAUCAAUAACUUAUUUUACUCUGUAUAUAUUUUAGAAAAUGUAUAGUGUAAAAGCAGUAUUUUUCCUUGUACAUUUGUGUAAUGCACUGUUCAAUCAGAGAGAGCUCAGUAGAGGGUAAUGACUAAUGCAAAAAAAUAGCGAGUUGAAUAGCUUUUGGGAUGCAAGUAAGUCACAGGCUGCCCUCCCCUUUAUAAUACGGCACCUUAAUCUUCAAUAUUUCCCGACGAACGAGCUCAGCUUCUCAGCCGAGUUUUGCCAUAUGCAUUCCUUGAUACCCACUGUGAUCUCCAUGUUUGCUCAAAGUCCCUCUGUUAGGCCCCGCUGGAGCCCCUGCUGAGGGGAAACUGGGGCUAGUGUUUGUCCAUGUUGGCUCUGUCUUAACCCUAGACUCAGGGCUGCACUGAGGGUUUGUGGGCUCUGCGACGUAAGGCACUGUGCUUUGCUUGCCGAACUCCAAGAGACAAUACGCUGUCCUGAAAGCAUUAACCGCAAACAUUGGGGGGGGCGUUUAAUCUGUCGUGGCACAUUGAGAAAUAAAACAUUCACUGUAUUCAUUCCUCUGGGAGAUCUCGUCUGUUGCUUGUUUGGUACAUUUUGAAUGCUGUUCUUAAUUAUUUAAUGGAUAUAUUAUUUACAUGGAAUAAUAUAGUUUUUAUCUAGAGGUGCGUUAUCCUUUUUUUUUUUCUUUUUUCUUCCCCAGCUCACAUUUCUCUCUGGUUUGUCUUUGUCAUCUGAUUUAUCUGCUUUUCUCUGUACUGUUAAAUAAAAACCUGAUUAUAAGCAA
This is a messenger RNA of Sinocyclocheilus rhinocerous, 11633 nucleotides long. RefSeq names its product protein furry homolog-like. Gene Ontology annotation, biological process: neuron projection development; cell morphogenesis. The record is from RefSeq and is a predicted model, not a curated record. The transcript has 60 exons. Gene Ontology annotation, cellular component: site of polarized growth; cell cortex. NCBI's taxonomy places the organism in Eukaryota, Metazoa, Chordata, Actinopteri, Cypriniformes, Cyprinidae.